Carlito syrichta (Philippine tarsier) is the source of this 3832-nucleotide messenger RNA. It is a transcript of the gene TMEM67, whose product is annotated as transmembrane protein 67. Gene Ontology annotation, cellular component: ciliary transition zone; MKS complex. The record is from RefSeq and is a predicted model, not a curated record. NCBI's taxonomy places the organism in Eukaryota, Metazoa, Chordata, Mammalia, Primates, Tarsiidae. Gene Ontology annotation, biological process: cilium assembly. Bases 66 to 3053 code for a protein of 995 amino acids. The transcript is spliced from 28 exons.
CACAGCGGAGUCGCCGCAAAGGCCGAUGGGGCGGUGGAGGCCGCGCGGCCGCCAGCGUCGAUACCAUGGCGACGGCCUGUGGGACGGGGGUGGCCAUGGCGGCGUUUUCCGCGUUACUCGUGGGGACUGGGAGUGCGCUCCUCCUGUUGUUUCUCCCUGGAGCCUCACAGGCCCAGGUCUUCUCGUUCCCUUUCCAGCAGCCGGAGAAGUGCGACCGCAGCCAGUACUUCGACAUCUCCGCGCUCUCCUGCGUCUCGUGUGGCGCCCACCAGAGGCCGGAUGCCCGAGGUACUUCAUGUGUUUGUCUACCAGGAUAUCAAAUGAUCUCUAAUAAUGGAGGACCUGCCAUUAUUUGUAAAAAGUGCCCAGAAAACAUGAAAGGUGUUACUGAAGAUGGCUGGAACUGCAUUUCUUGCCCUAGUGGCUUAACUGCAGAAGGAAAAUGCCACUGUCCCACGGGCCAUAUUUUGGUGGAAAGAGAUAUUAAUGGAACGUUGUUGUCUCAAGCAACUUGUGAGCUCUGUGAUGGAAAUGAAAAUUCUUUUUCGGUAGCAAAUGCUUUAGGAAACAGGUGCAUCCGAUGUGAACCAACAUUCAUUAAUACCACCAGGUCCUGUACAUGUUCAGAACCUAACAUUUCAACAGGAGGAUUGUGUUUCAGCAGCACAGGAAAUUUUCUUCCACGUAGAAUCUCAAUUGCACGUUAUGGAGAGCUUGGCAUGUCUUUAACUUCGGAGUGGUUUGGGAAGUAUUUGCAAUCAUCAGCAAUUGCAUGUUUGGUGUAUGCCAAUCUAACAUCUUGCCAAGCUCUUGGAAAUAUGUGUGUGAUGAACAUGAAUUCUUAUGACUCUGCCACAUUUGAUGCAUGUAAACUGUUUCAGUUCAUCUUUGAAAAUACUGCUGGACUGAGCACUGUUCAUUCUAUUUCAUUUUGGAGACAGAAUCUUCCAUGGCUGUUUUAUGGAGACCAACUAGGAUUAGCACCUCAAGUACUCAGUUCUACCCCUCUUCCUACAAAUUUCAGUUUUAAAGGGGAAAACCAGAAUACAAAACUGAAGUUUGUUGCUGCUUCCUAUGAUAUAAGAGGAAAUUUUCUCAAGUGGCAAAGUUUAGAAGGAGGUGUUUUACAGCUUUGUCCAGACACAGAGACAAGGCUAAAUGCUGCUUAUUCUUUUGGAACAACCUAUCAACAAAAUUGUGAGAUUCCUAUCUCUAAGAUCUUAACCGACUUUCCCUCUCCUAUAUUUUAUGAUGUGUACCUUGAAUAUACUGAUGAGAAUGAACAUGAAUAUAUUUGGGCUGUGCCUGUGUUAAAUCUAAAUCUUCAACACAAUAAAAUAUUUGUAAACCAAGACAGUAGCUCUGUAAAGUGGCUUCUGACUCGGCGCAUUUUCUUAGUGGAUGCAGUAAGUGGACGAGAAAAUGACUUAGGAAGUCAACCAAAAGUAAUUCGAGUUGCUACCCAAAUAUCGCUGAGCAUCCACCUUGUACCCAGCACAAAAAAUGGAAACGUAUACCCUCCCUUAAUCACCAUUGCCUACAGUGACAUUGAUAUCAAAGACCCCAGCAGCCAAUCUGUGAUGGUCUCUUUCUCAGUCAAGUAUGAAAUGAAUCAUGGAGAAGCACAUGUCCAGACAGAUAUUGCUUUGGGUGUGUUGGGUGGACUAGCUGUUUUAGCAUCUCUUUUGAAGACAGCAGGGUGGAAGAGGCGCAUUGGGAGUCCUAUGGUUGAUUUACAGACAGUAAUGAAAUUCCUGGUGUACUAUGCUGGCGAUUUGGCUAACGUAUUCCUUAUCAUCACAGUGGGAACAGGUCUUUAUUGGCUUAUUUUCUUCAAAGCACAGAAGUCUGUCUCUGUGUUGCUGCCAAUGCCAGUUCAGGAAGAACGUUUUGUUACAUAUGUUGGAUGUGCCUUUGCUCUGAAGGCACUGCAAUUCUUGCAUAAACUCCUAUCUCAGAUUACCAUAGAUAUAUUUUUUAUUGAUUGGGAGCGACCUAAAGGAAAGGUUCUGAAAUCUGUUGAAGGUGAGGGUGGUGUACGGAGUGCUACUGUUCCUGUAAGCAUAUGGAGAACAUAUUUUGUAGCAAAUGAAUGGAAUGAAAUUCAGACUGUGAGAAAAAUUAAUUCGCUCUUUCAAGUGCUUACUGUCCUCUUCUUUUUGGAGGUUGUGGGAUUCAAGAACUUAGCAUUAAUGGACUCAUCCUCAAAUCUUUCCAUAAGCCCACCUAGCUAUAUAGCUCCUUACAGCCGCAUUUUGAGAUAUGCAGUGUCUGCAGCUCUUUGGCUAGUCAUUGGAAUUAUACAGAUCAUGUUCUUUGCUGUCUUUUAUGAGCGAUUUAUAGAAGAUAAAAUUCGACAGUUUGUUGAUUUGUGCUCUAUGAGUAAUAUAUCAGUAUUUCUGUUAUCCCACAAAUGUUUUGGAUAUUACAUUCAUGGUAGAUCAGUACAUGGGCAUGCAGAUACUAAUAUGGAAGAAAUGAAUAUGAAUCUCAAAAGAGAAGCGGCAAAUUUGUGUAGCCAGAGAGGUUUGGUACCCAACACAGAUGGUCAGACUUUUCAGAUUGCAAUUUCUAGCCAAAUGAGACAAUACUAUGACAGAAUUCAUGAGACACUCAUAAGGAAAAAUGGCCCUGCUAGAUUAUUGAGUUCAUCAGCAAGUACUUUUGAGCAGAGUAUAAAAGCAUAUCAUGCAAUGAAUAAAUUUCUUGGCUCCUUCAUCGAUCAUGUUCAUAAGGAAAUGGAUUACUUUAUAAAAGAUAAGUUGCUUCUUGAAAGAAUUCUUGGAAUUGAAUUCAUAGAGCCAAUGGAAAAAAGCAUCUUUUACAAUGAUGAAGGUUACUCUUUCAGCAGUGUUCUAUAUUAUGGAAACGAAGCUACCCUUCUUAUUUUUGAUUUGCUGUUCUUCUGUGUUGUGGAUUUGGCUUGUCAAAAUUUUAUUUUAGCAGCCUUCCUUACAUACCUACAACAAGAGGUAUUUAGAUUUAUCCGUAAUACAGUAGGACAAAAGAAUUUGGCAUCCAAAACGUUGGUGGAUCAAAGAUUUUUGAUUUAAUUUACUGAAUGAAUAACUCAAAGAUUCAAUAUAAUAAUGGCAAAAAUGUAUCAUGAUAUCAGGUUAGUUUGCCAUACUUUUGAAAACUUGUAAUACAAAUAACUCUGUUCUGUUUUUUAUAUGUAGGAAGAUUUAUAACUUGGGAUAUAUACUGUGAUAUGAUAUAUUGUUUUCCUAUUGUGUUAUAUUUAACUCACUAAAUAAUAAAUUGGUACUUAAAAUGAGGCCAAAAAUAUCUAAAUGUUGCUUUCAGCAUAAUACUUUUUUAAUGCUGGUCAAACUUUUCCCACCAUUCUUCUCUGUAGAUCAUUUAAGAAACUGGGAUCUGCUUACAUUUUUCACAUUGUCAAAUUAUUUGAUUCCAACUGAAAGACUAGUUUUCAGUUUAGUAUUUUCAUAUUUUACAUGUUUAUGGUAAAAAAAAUUUUGAAUGGUACUUUUAAGUUUACUAGAAAUUUUUUUAUUGUUGACCUGGUUUGCCUUAUUCUAAUUGCUCCCUCUGUGUGGCAGUAAAUUAAUUCACUAUUGGAUUAAUAUGCAUCUCAUGAAAUGGUACCUAUUAAUUCCUUUGUGUACCUGUAUUAUUAGGUCAGUACAGUCUCUCCUUAAAGUGUUUUUACAUCUCUAAUAUAGUCUACAUUUAUUAAGCUGUAAUGUGUGACAUUUUUCCCAUUACAGUUUUUAAAUUUCUUAACAUUUUAACAAUACUCUUCCAAAAUUUUGCUCUUAUAAUUUAUCUUUAAAGAUUGUAAGUAACAAAUAAAUAAUAACUUUAUCAU